Messenger RNA from Cervus elaphus (red deer), 891 nucleotides. It is a transcript of the gene CCDC182, whose product is annotated as coiled-coil domain containing 182. NCBI's taxonomy places the organism in Eukaryota, Metazoa, Chordata, Mammalia, Artiodactyla, Cervidae. The coding region runs from base 67 to 528 and encodes 153 amino acids. The record is from RefSeq and is a predicted model, not a curated record. The transcript has a single exon.
GAAAAAAAAAUUCACUGACCUGGCUAGACCCUAGCUCCCUCUCUUUGUCCAGACGGAGGCGGCACCAUGGAGCCCCUCUAUCAGUCCGGGCCCAUUCUAAUGAAGGUGAACACCUUACACGGGAAGAAGAUGGUGGAGAGCGGCCUCCAGUCUGGGGACUUCUCUCUGCCCCCAUCGUGGUCCUCCAGCCUCCUGCUGCCGGCCGACCUCGAGAUCCUGCAGCAGAAGGUGGCCGGGAUGCAGCGCGAGCUGGAGGACUUCAAGAAGGAGGCACUCAGGGCCAUCCGCUGCCUGGAAGAUGCCUUCUGCGAGAUGAACGGGGCCCUGGUGCAGCAGGGGGAGCAGGCGGCCCGCGUGAAGCAGCGGCUGCGGGAGGAGGAGGACCGGGGCGUCGUGCGGAACAAAGUCCUCACCUUCCUGCUGCCCCGGGAGAAGCAGCUCCGGGAGCACUGCAAACGGCUGGAGUUCCUGCUGCUGGGCCGGGGCCGCGACCCCCUGAGCAUCCCCGGGAAGAUCCAGGCCAACUGAGGCCCCUCCGCGACGAGCCGCCGAGCAGCCCAGUGGCAGAUGCUUUUAGCUAGAAGGACACAUCCCGAGUCCUGGUCCGUUUGCUCCCCUCCCCCACCCCCUCUCUGCGGCUUUCCUUCUGCCUAAAUAACACCUUGCUGAGAGGCGAAAAGAUCCGUUAUGUUCUUUCGGUGAAGCUCUGUCUAUCCAGCAGCACCCAAGAAAGAGGCGCCCCAACCCUAAGUCGUUGGAAGACACCUGUAACUUCCCCCCUUUAAUGGUUUUCCUCUUUGUAUUAAUGGUACUAUUGCUCAAAUGUAUAACAUGUUUUUUUUAACCUUCUUAAACUGACUGUGUGAAACAGAUGUAACUUCUUUUAAUGAC